Molecule: messenger RNA, 616 nt
Organism: Suillus bovinus
Lineage: Eukaryota; Fungi; Basidiomycota; Agaricomycetes; Boletales; Suillaceae
Product: ribosomal protein L14-domain-containing protein
Exons: 4
Coding region: 76-483 (135 amino acids)
Biological process (GO): ribosomal large subunit biogenesis; translation
Cellular component (GO): cytosolic large ribosomal subunit; ribosome
Molecular function (GO): RNA binding; structural constituent of ribosome
Source: RefSeq, a predicted model, not a curated record
GCCAAACUCCGACACAUCAUUUCGACUAUACCACCAGCGUCAACGACGUCGACGGACACCCUCAAAUAAUCCCCCAUGACUGACUCAACUUUCAAACGUUUCGUAGAGGUUGGACGAGUGGUCCUUCUCAAGUCCGGCCCAUCUGCAGGCAAGAUCGCUGUCAUUGCUGAGAUCAUAGACCACAACCGGGCAAUCAUCGAUGGCCCAACCACCGGCGUACCACGCCAAUCCUUCCCCUACCGCCACCUCACCCUCACCCCCAUUGCUCUAACAAAACUUCCUCGCGGCGCAGGAUCUGGUGUCAUCCGGAAGCAAGCAGAGAAGGAGGGUAUCGUUGCUAAGUGGGAGUCCUCAGCAUGGGCCAAGAAGCGUGCUGCCAUGGAGACAAGACGGUCGCUGAAUGACUUUGAGCGGUUCAGCGUGAUGGUCGCAAAGAAGCAGCGGAGAGAUGUUGUCAGGAAGACCCUGGCCAAGGCUGCAUAAAGGGAUGUAUGGAUACAAAAUAUUGGACAUCUUGGUAGGAUGUCGCGUCGCUGCAUGUUUCACACUUCCCUUACAUCUGUUAUGCUUAUCACGAUAUAUGCAAGCACCAUGCCCGCACUAUAUUGCAAGCAAU